AUGUAGCCAAGAUUAAAACGUAGCAGUACGUUUAUCAGCGUAGUGACAUCAAUGCGCUUUUCAGACGACGUUGUAAUUGGUCGUAUCGGAGGGUGGAGAGACAGUGAGCACAUUUGACAGAACCUUCCGGGUGACUAAAUACUUCUGUGGAUUGCAGCGACAGCAAGAAACACUAUGAAUGGCGCUAGAGGUUUCCUCCGACUGCGACGUUAUUACUCCAGUGGUCUAAGAGUCACAUAUCACAGGACACUGGACAAAAUCGAGUUAAUGCUUCCGCCCAAACUGAGACCUCUGUACAACCAUCCAGCAGGACCAAAGACAGUUUUCUUCUGGGCACCUGUUUUUAAAUGGGGCUUGGUUAUUGCUGGUUUUUCUGAUAUGACACGUCCACCAGAAAAGCUGAGUUUCUCCCAAUCGUGUGUCAUUACAGCCACAGGCUUCAUCUGGUCACGGUACUGCUUGGUGAUCAUUCCCAAGAACUGGGCACUCUUUGCAGUGAACUUCUUCUUGGGCUUAUGUGGAAGCAUCCAACUCUUUAGAAUCUGGAAGUACAAUCAGAAGUUAAAGCAGAAAGAAGAUGAAGUGCAACAGUCCUAAAGCUGAAAGGAACAGAAUUUACUGGAUGAGAUCAUGAAUUCAGUGUAAUAGUGUGAAAAUCUAAAGAGAGACAAUUUUAACAAUGCAUAUGGAUGAAAGGUUUUUAGCUCAUAAUUUAACCUACAUAAAGAGGACAAAGUGGUUAAAAUUUAAAAAUCAAAAUUGACAGCUUUGUUGUAUGUACAUUCAUGUUACACACCUAUAAUUUCAAUAAAACAUCCCUUGAAGAUAA
Messenger RNA from Neoarius graeffei (lesser salmon catfish), 829 nucleotides. RefSeq names its product mitochondrial pyruvate carrier 2a (gene mpc2a). The transcript is spliced from 5 exons. Gene Ontology annotation, cellular component: mitochondrial inner membrane. Gene Ontology annotation, biological process: pyruvate import into mitochondria. The record is from RefSeq and is a predicted model, not a curated record. The coding region runs from base 175 to 597 and encodes 140 amino acids. Gene Ontology annotation, molecular function: pyruvate transmembrane transporter activity. NCBI's taxonomy places the organism in Eukaryota, Metazoa, Chordata, Actinopteri, Siluriformes, Ariidae.